AUGGGCCGUCCACUAAUGAAGGCAUGCACAGUGGGUGGAAAUGCCAUCUCUGCAUUUCUUUCCUGGCGAUUGCAAGCAACCACAUCCUGCGACGUGACGUUGGUAUGGAAAUCUGGCUUCGAAGCAGUGGCUCAAUAUGGUGUUUCAUUCAAAUCAAAAGCAUUCGGAAAUGAGCGAUUCAAGCCUCGUCAUGUGGUUCGUACGCCCGAAGAAGCUUCCUCCCGAGAAAACGCCUACGACUAUGUGAUUCUCUGCGUCAAGGCCCUGCCCGACGUCUACGACUUGGCCUCCGUCAUCGAGUCCGUCGUCACACCCCAACACACAUGUAUCCUCGUCAAUACAACAAAUACCAUCGGCAUUGAGGCUCAUCUGGAGCAACGGUAUCCCACCAACGUCAUUCUUUCCCUAGUCUCCAACGUGGAGAUCUCGCAAACGGGUCCCAGUGAAUUCGAGCACCUGAGCUCCAGCGAAAUUUAUGUGGGCGCGACCAACAAGCAGACAGCCAUUCCGAGCUCGAUCCAAAACGACAUGGCGGCCGCCUUGGCCAUGACACUCAACUCCGGGCAGGUGGAUUGUCACGUCUCGCAGAACAUCCGGCAGGAGCAAUUCGAGCGGAUGAUAGGUCCGAUUGCUUUCCACCCCACCAGUGUUGCGUUUGAGACGCCGAACCACACACAGCUUCUCGAAAAGGUUGGUGUCCGUCAAUUAAUCACCGGGAUUCUCGACGAGCUCCUGGAGCUGGCUCGAGUACAUGGCUGCGACUUCCCGACCGAUUUCCGCGACAAAACGAUUGAGAAGAUGACGGCGAUCGAAGGUCCGAGUACGAUGUACCAGGAUUUCCAGGCGCGUCGUCCGUUGGAAAUUGAGACCUUUUUGGGGUCCUCCAUCAAAUUGGCCACUGAGGCGAAUGUCCCUGUCCCUCGGAUCGAGGUCCUUUACGCUAUGUUGCACCACAUCAACACCACUAAUCAAAACAGGCCCCGCGCGGCAGACUCCCCGCCUGCCUCGGUCGCUGGUCACCCACCACCCCGAGUGUCUUCGACAGUACCGCCUCAGCGCCCACCGAUGAACGGUGCGAUGCGAUCGAGUCGGACCCACUCCAACAUGGGGAUGCCUCCUCCCGGCCAAAGACGCGGUCCUCCUCCGGGCAUGAUGCCCCGAGGGCCUGGGGUGCCGGCGCCCAUGCCCAUGGGACCCCCCAGUAGAGGAAUUCCCCGUGACACAUCAUUAGAGGGACUCGAGGAGUUCAGUCACCUGGUGGUCUACGAUGGAGAGUCGGAAGGUGCCAUGCCUCCGCCCCAGAUGAACGGCAACGGCAACGGCAGCGGCAACGGUCAUCCGGAGGGCACCCCGUCUCCCAACGAUAUUGCCUUGCGGGAACGCGAGCUGGCUCUACGUCAGCGUGAAUUGCAACUCCGGGAACAGGAGAUGAGCAUGCGACGAGGUCCCGGCCCUGGCCCUGGUCAUGGCCAUGGCCCCGGUCCCGGCGCUGGUCCUGGUCCCGCCCCCGGUCCUGGUCGCCGCGGGCCACUUCCACCUCGUACCCCCGUCGGUGCCUUCGAUGAAGAAGACGAGGAUUACUUCGACCCGAUGGACAAUAUGGCAAUUCCUCAUCUCGAUCCGGAUCAAGUCGAUAUGAUGAGCAUCACAUCACGCCGCGCCCGCAAGGCACCCAGCGCCAGUCAGAUCCGCAAGAACCCCGAAAUGUUUGCCAGUGGCGGUCCCAUGCAUUCAAAUCGACCUGCAUCCUCCUUUGGUCGCUAUUUCGGGCGGAAGCGGACGAGCGAGCGAGUGAUGCAGGAAAUCCCUGGUCUCCACGACUCCCUGAUGGAUAACCCGAUGAUGAGUUACUCCUCCAACCGUUAUGGCUCCGUGGAUCGGAACCAGAUGGGUAUCGAUUCGCGGGCAAACUCCCUCACCGCCAGCCACAUGGGGGAUUACCCUCCUCGGCCAUACCCCCAAAGUCGCCGCAACAGUCAGUCCCCCGCCGCGCCGUUCCCCGGACCUCCUGGUCCCCCUGGCCCAUCCCGGAUGGCGCGUCCAAUGACCGGCCAUGAACAGCCCAUGGGGCCUCAUGGUGGUCAUCCUCGCAACGGCCAUCCAUCGCCGCCUGGAAAUCUCCGUACGCCCGCCUCCCGGCAGCCGUCCGCACAAGGCCCGCCGGCACCGCACCAGCUUGAACAACAGUAUGGGGUGAGCAACUCGUUUCCCAUCAAGGGCCCUCCCAAGAAUAAAAGUCUGACCGGAAGUGCGAGCGCCAGUGCUGAAAGUGGUGACAGUGGCGCGAGCGCAAACCUUGAUUCCGAAGCGUCUGCGCAUAGCAGCCAAAUCAGUCUCGGGGACCAUCAAGCUCUUCCGGCUGCGCCAGUUCGCUAA
This is a messenger RNA of Penicillium oxalicum, 2376 nucleotides long. RefSeq names its product ketopantoate reductase family protein. The record is from RefSeq and is a predicted model, not a curated record. Gene Ontology annotation, cellular component: cytoplasm. Lineage: Eukaryota; Fungi; Ascomycota; Eurotiomycetes; Eurotiales; Aspergillaceae. Gene Ontology annotation, molecular function: oxidoreductase activity. The transcript has 4 exons. The coding region runs from base 1 to 2376 and encodes 791 amino acids.